This is a messenger RNA of Aspergillus nomiae NRRL 13137, 2424 nucleotides long. Its product is annotated as Zn(II)2Cys6 transcription factor. Gene Ontology annotation, molecular function: zinc ion binding; DNA binding; DNA-binding transcription factor activity, RNA polymerase II-specific. The coding region runs from base 1 to 2424 and encodes 807 amino acids. NCBI's taxonomy places the organism in Eukaryota, Fungi, Ascomycota, Eurotiomycetes, Eurotiales, Aspergillaceae. The record is from RefSeq and is a predicted model, not a curated record. Gene Ontology annotation, biological process: regulation of DNA-templated transcription; DNA-templated transcription. The transcript has 6 exons.
AUGUUUAUCUCACGAUCCAGAAGGGCCACUCGCGCCUGUAUCUGGUGUCAACAGCGCAAGGUGCGCUGUGACGCAUCGUUUGGCGGAUGCCCUUGCUCCAGGUGCCUCCAGGAUGGCCAGCUAUGCACCUUCCGGGAGCGAGCUCCACGCGCAUCGAAGGGCCUUGUCUUGAAAAGAAGAAACCCGGCAUCGUACAAGCUGAAGGAAACCGAGAGUCCCGAGAGUCCCCUAGAUCCAUCACCGCAAACACAGCAGAGCCACGAAAUAAGACCUGACAGUGGCGGCAGACCGCCGUCGCUCGAGAUGUCAGGUAGUCCAGCUGGUGUGCCCAUGUCGAGCUCUAAUGUUGAAUUCUCUUCCUAUCCAUUCCUCGAGCUUCGCUCGUUGUCUUGUUUGGACAAAUGGGAUAUAUCAUACCUAGGCUCAAAAGGAUGUUUUACAAUACCCGUUCGACGGAUUCUCGAUGAAUUUGUGAAAAAGUACUUCUUGCAUAUCCACGUCGGCGCCCCUAUACUAGACCAGGCAGAGUUCUGGCAAUUGUACUGCCAGCAAGGGAAUCGCGUAUCAUCACACGGUCGCAAUCUCUCUGUCUUAGUGCUACAGGCCAUGUUGUUCAGAAGCUGUCCGUAUGUGUCAUUAGAGGCACUGCGUGAAUGUGGGUUUAAGGACCGGCCCACAGCGAGCGAUGCCUUCUUCAACAGAGCCAAGCUGCUACUAGAUCUGAAAGCCGAAGACCAACCAUUAGAACGCGCUCAGGGAGCAUUGUUGCUCUCGUACCAAGCCUCCCCAGAUGAUCCUCAAAUUGGUAGCUUACUUCUAGCCAAUGCUAUACAGAAUGCCAUCAUCCUAGGAAAGCCACCGAAGCCAUCGGACAGUGUUAAGAAAUCCACCAUUAAACGUCUAUGGUGGUCAAUUCUGCUGCGCGACCGAUGGAUUUCCCUCGCCCUCCGCCGACGCAGCCAGCUUACAACAAAGGAUUUCGAUGCUGAGAACAAUAUCUUGGAGGAGGGAGACUUCACAGAGGAGAUCCAGGAAUCUAAGGUGUAUGACGUGCAAACCAAGCGCAUUCUUUUCAAGGUGCUACAGCAGCAGUGCCGUCUAGCGGUUGUCCUUACUGACAUGAAUUCCUUCAUCUUUUCAUCUUGGGAAAGCUCUGGAAUGGGAUUUCCCUCAAAGGAGUUCCCGACAUGCAUGGGUAAUGUUCUGAAGACAAGAAAUAGAUUACGUCAAUGGGACACGGAAUCGCGGUAUUCUCUGUCGUCGACUCCUUCUAAUGUCUUGCAUUCAGUGACGUCUUUUAUCAAGAUGACAUAUGUCUAUUACUACACAGCCCAUAUUCAUCUGGCCCAUUACGAAGCCCUUCUCCUCGAAGCCAACCUGAUGUUUGUCGGACACUCGUACACCAUGCAGCUCCAGCAGACUGGUGACUGCCUCCAAGAGGCUGUAAAUGAAUUGCAUGAUGUUCUGAAAUACUUCAGUAAUAUGAAGGAUAUUGAAGUUAUUCCGCUUUCCAUAUUGGCAUUCAUUGGAUGGCCGAUAGUGGUGGCGGCGAUUGAUGCUGGCCUGGCACGAAACGACAGCGAAGCCGUGCAACGGCAGCAACGGCUAAACGUUCUAGGGACAAUUUAUCAUGCCCUUAUAGAACUCUAUGAUGUAACAAAGUUUGUUGCUGUGGGUACAAAGGAGAUCCUCCGCCUCGUAACGAAAAUGUCAGGGGAGCUGGGUAUUCGAGGACGUCGACCCGCGCGGGCAUCUGAGGCGUACCGACAAAGAGCGACAUAUCCGACUAGGACAUGGAAGGCCGUCGAGGCAAAGCAUGCCUCGGGGUGGUUUGAUUUGUUUAUCCGCUAUCCCCGUAUAUACCUUCUCAUCUCAACCUCUACAGACUACUCUCUUUCGUCGGGCCGACUACCACAUGAAAACGGUUUACCGGAGGUCCUACGGUCAGUGGCCUCCGGCUUCUUAGGGUUUCAGCUGCCAUGGGUGACUAAGGUGUCCUUGGGUGAAACUGAACGGAAGGCGCAAGAGUCGAGCGUCAGGCCGCGAGAUAUUACCGAAGUAGACUUUAUAGGUCCUAGUGCACAGCUGGGCCCGAGAACCACUUCCCAGACAGGACCACAAAUGUACGCCAGACAGCAGGCGCCUGAGCACUUGUUCUCGCCAUGUCAAGUGACUCGGAAUGGCCAAGGUCUCCCUGGUGACAGGGAUGAACCUGCAGUAGCAUUCGAAUUUCUCCAGUCAAUGCCACCUAUUGACGCAGAGUUUUGCCUUCCGCGAAUGAAUGAUAUGGCGUAUCCUGUACCCUGGCAAGGCCCUCUGAAUGCAUCAGGGAUAUCCUUUGCAGCAGGGACGGAGAGCAUGGACAUGCAAGAGCAGGCUGGCUUUAGAGAUAGCCACGGUGUCCUAAGCGCGUGGAGAAUCUGA